AUGACGACGCUUUUUAUUAAUACAUUGAAGGCCACAUUCAUUACUCACAUGUUGGGAAGUGCUUCAAAGAAUUUCUCGGAUAUAAUCAUGAAUGGUGAAAUGAUUGAGCAUGCCAUUAAAAGUGGAAGAAUAGAUGGAGGGGAGAAUAAUAGAAGGGCAGCCCCGAGGAAAAGAGAAAAUGAAGUGAAUAAUGUGAAUGCCUACGGUAGGUCAAUUACUGUGAAUCAACCAAAGAAAGUGGCUGCUAAUCAACCGGGAUCGUCAAGACAAGAGUCGAGAGCUAGGCAAACUACUGAAAAGCCCCAAUUCACGCCAAUCCCAAUGUCAUACAAGGAAUUGUAUCAGACUUUAUUCAAUGCACAUGUUGUCACCCCUCGUUACUUGAGUCCUCUACAACCCCCGUAUCCAAAAUGGUAUGACACGAAUGCACAAUGUGAUUAUCACGCGAAAAUUUCAGGGCACUCAAUAGAAAAUUGUACAGCUUUCAAGAAGGUAGUGGAAGGACUUAUCAAGUUAGGUGUUGUUAAACUUGACGACUCACCUAACGCAGAAAAUUUGUUACCUAAUCACGCUGAUAAGGGGGUGAAUAUGGUGAGCGAAGGUACGAGUGGAGAAGUCAAGUCUGACAUUGCUGAAGUAAAAACUCCGUUGAAACGGGUCUGGAAAGAGAUGGCAAAGAGAGGGGCUUUGGUUCAAAGCAUGAUGGAUAACAAGGAGAUGACGUUUUAUGAAGAGGCGGAAGAAAGGAGGAGCAUAUGCGCGACAGAGUCAGGAACAGGAACUCCGAAAAUAAAUCAUCCUGUGGUCGUUAUCUCAUGCCCUAAGGGUAAUGAAACUAGGGCUCAGGCAACACCGAAAGUUGUAAUUCAAAAACCAUUAAAUUUCUUGUAUAAGGAUAGCAAAAUGGUGCCGUGGAAUUAUGGGUGCAAUGUGACCAUCUUGGGAAAAGAAGCGGAAGAAAGCCAGGAAAUAGGUUCUUACACACGCAAUAGGAAACGAUAUGACACUCAAGCAGAGUCGUCCAGGGAAGAGAAUUGGAAGAAAGAACAGAGGAAAGGAAAAGCAGCAGGAGUUGAACCAUUGGUUAAUGAACCAAUAAAAGAAGAGGAGGCAAAAGAGUUUUUGAAGUUUCUGAAGCACAGUGAAUACAGUGUUGUGGAGCAACUGCACAAACAGCCAGCCCGCAUUUCUGUAUUAGCUUUACUUCUAAGCUCAGAAAUACAUCGGAAUGCGCUUCUGAAGGUACUAAACGAAACAUAUGUGGCCGACGAUAUAUCGGUAAACAAGCUAGAUCGGUUGAUCAACAACAUAGGCGCUGAUAAUUUUAUCUUCUUCAAUGAUGACGAAAUACCAUCCGGAGGAAGGGGUUCUACUAAAGCCCCGCGUUCAUCGUCCGAUGCAAAGGAUACACACUCCCGGGAGCCCUGGUUGAUAAUGGAUCUGCACUGA
Gossypium raimondii (Peruvian cotton) is the source of this 1449-nucleotide messenger RNA. RefSeq lists its product as uncharacterized. The transcript has 2 exons. The record is from RefSeq and is a predicted model, not a curated record. Lineage: Eukaryota; Viridiplantae; Streptophyta; Magnoliopsida; Malvales; Malvaceae. The coding region runs from base 1 to 1449 and encodes 482 amino acids.